AUGGCUGUAAGCGCAUCUUUUCAUCGUAAUGUACUCUUAUUGUCUCAAGUAAUUCAACCUAGUGAUGAGUUCAAGAAACAUUUCCGUGAGGGUAUGUUCGAUAAACCCAAUACAGCAGGUUUCUUACAUGUUUCGUAUUAUUUAUUAACAAUACAUGAUUCAGAUCGCUUUAAAAGAAUAGUUGAAUGGCCAGUGAAUUGUAAAAAAGCUGAAGCAACGUAUCGUAACAAUGUUAAAGACUAUUUAAUAAGUCUAUCUGCUGAAAAUCCUGACAUUGGUUUCCCAAAUAUACUUAUGUCUCAUUUAAUUCAUGCAGGUGGAAGAAAAUUUACUAUCAUUAUGUGGAAAUUAUCUCAAGUAGUUAUAAGAAGAUAUAUUACCCGGGAAACCACUUACAAUGUUAUAUUUGCACCACAAGUAGAAAGAAAAUUUAAUAAAAAUAAAGGACAUUUACCAAAAAAGUUUCUACAAAAAACCAAUGCAAAAAUUAAUUCUGACAUUUUAAAUCAACACAAAAAUUUAUCAAAAAUGGAAAAUACAACUAAACUUAUUUUAGAAAAUGAUGAUUAUGUAUUACUUUUAGUGUGGAAAAUGAAUAUAAGUGAAGGUUUAAAUCGUAUACAAAAAAAAAAUGUAACUUUGAAAGAUACAGAACAGCUUACUCUGAACAUAAAUAAUAUAAUACUAAGUAAUAGUACUGAUAUUAAAAUAUUAGAUGCAACACAAUUGCAAAAAGUAAAUCAUUUAGAAAUUUCUGAAUUAUUUUCUCCAAAUAUGCAAUGUCUUCUAUUUCAAUUAUAUAAAAAUGAUAAAGUAAUGUUAAAUAAUUUUAUUACAUUAUUCAAUCUUCUUUUAAUACAAUUACAUAAACAGAUAAAAUUAAAUACACUAGACGACUUUUCGGAAUGUUUAUUACAAAUAGAGGCUAGUAACAAAGAUGUAAAAGCAGUAUUGAAUAUUUUCCAAUCAUAUUUGUUAGAUAUCACCAAUGAGAUAUCAAAAACACAAGAUGUUCUAUAUAAAAAAAAUGUAAUACAGGUUUAUGAUGACACUGCAUUACCUAUAAUGAAUAAUAUGCUUAUAAUAUUAUCACCCCUUAUUAAAAUUGAUACAAAUUGUAGUGACGAAGAAAAUGAUCUUCAGAAACGAUUACAACUAACUCCAGUGGAAGCUGCAUAUAAAUCAUUGUUCUCGAGGUAUGAACGUUUAAAGCAAAACCAUGUAUCACAUGGAUCAAAGUUAAGAGAAAAUUUGUUGGUGUCACGAAUUAAUUUUGAUGAUACAAUGACAACCACAAAUAGUGAAAAACAAUCUUUUCAUCUACAUACAAUAUCAUCGAGAAAAAAUGUUUCAUCGUUGAAACAAACAGAAAAAUAUUCCCGACUAUUUUCUACCCGCAUGAAGAGAAAUAAAAAGACAGCAAAUUCAAGCAUAAUGUCUAUAUCCUGUUCUUCAAAAGCAAAUUCGACUGCAAUUACAAAUACAAUUGAAGAAAUGCAUGAUAUAUCAGAACUCAGUCUAAACAUUUCAGCAAAUAGUCUCCCUAGUAUAAAUGUAGAGUUUAUUACUCCUGAAAAACUCAGUGUCAAACACAAUAAGUUGGGAAAAACAUCAGAAAUGGAAAAUGUGAUAAAUGAUUUCCCAAAUAAAGAUAAUGUGCUUGAUAUAUGUGAAACAAUAAGAGAAGAAAUUAAAAAUAAUUAUGAUAAUAAUAUCAUUAAAACUAAACAAAAUAAACAAAAGAGAAGUUCAAUUGGAGAUUUAGUUGAACGUUAUAAAAAAUUGCUUGAAGCCAGCAGUCGUACAUCAAGUCCUAAAAUGAAUUAUAUAAAAUGCGAUAAUGAAUAG
This is a messenger RNA of Habropoda laboriosa, 1848 nucleotides long. RefSeq lists its product as uncharacterized. The record is from RefSeq and is a predicted model, not a curated record. Gene Ontology annotation, biological process: spindle assembly. The transcript is spliced from 7 exons. Bases 1 to 1848 code for a protein of 615 amino acids. Gene Ontology annotation, molecular function: microtubule binding. NCBI's taxonomy places the organism in Eukaryota, Metazoa, Arthropoda, Insecta, Hymenoptera, Apidae. Gene Ontology annotation, cellular component: mitotic spindle microtubule; HAUS complex.